Molecule: messenger RNA, 6751 nt
Organism: Artibeus jamaicensis (Jamaican fruit-eating bat)
Lineage: Eukaryota; Metazoa; Chordata; Mammalia; Chiroptera; Phyllostomidae
Gene: KCP
Product: kielin cysteine rich BMP regulator
Exons: 41
Coding region: 763-5853 (1696 amino acids)
Molecular function (GO): protein binding
Source: RefSeq, a predicted model, not a curated record
CCCCAUCCGCCCGCUGAGCCCGGGGCCCAGUCCUGCCCCCUGCCUUGCCCCCUGCUCACCCACAGGCCGGGCCUGGGCUCAGGAGCUGGAAAAUGAUCUGGGACCAGACAGCAAAGAGAGGCCUCUGCAUUUGGGGCAGAGCCUGGCACCACUGGGGUGGACAGGGGUUGUGAGCAAAGUCCAGGAAAGAUCGUGGGGGGUGGAGGAAGGAAGAGGUGACUGGGAACCCCCGAUUUCAGAGAGGGGGUCGCGUCUAUUGUUAUUUACUGAGCGCUUGGCGUGUGCCGGCCACUACCCUAAAUUCUUUAUCUGUAUAGUCUCCCUGAACCCGUACUGCCAGUCUGUAAAGUAGAUGUUACGAACCUCAGUUUACAAACAACUGAGGGAGAGAGAAGUUAGGGGGUCUGUCUGAGGGCGUGUGAAAUCGGCUGAACAGGGAUUUGAACCAGCUCAGUCCGCGUUUCCUGUACACGGGGAAAAGGGGUCUCCUCUGGCUCCGUGUGCAGGAGAUGCGGCCCCGCCCCCUCCCAGCUCCCUGCGGGCCUGGGGCUGCUGCAGCGUCGAGCCUGGGCUGGGUCAGGCUUCGGCUGGGCCCGGGGGUCGGGGAGCCGGGCUGGGAGGUAGGCGCAGCCGGCAGGACGACAGACUCCAGAAGCCCUCCCUGAACAAAGACUGGGUGGGAGGAGGCCUGGCGUGUCCCCACCCCGCCUCCCCCGGAGCCUGCAGAGAGGAGACGGCGGACAGCGGCGGGACGGAGCGAGCAUGGCGGGGUCGGGGGCCGCUCCGCCGCCCCUCGUCCUGCAGCUCCUGACCUUGGCGCUGGCCCUGGGGAUGCGCAGAGGUGGGGCGGUCUCCAGGGAGUCUCUGGGGCUUGCUGACAUCCAGGACUAUGACCAGCAGGCCCCAGCCCCUGCUGGUGCCCCCCAGGACCAGGGGCGCCCCCUGAAGGAGGUGCUGAAAAGGCUGGAGGCUGAAGUGACACAGCUCAGGGAGCAGAACAAGGACCUGCAGGAGAGGGUGAGGCGGCUGGAGUCCUGCGAGUGCCGCCCAGCACCUCCCCAGUGCUGGGGGCUGGGGCGGGCCUGGCCUGAGGGGGCUCGCUGGGAGCCUGACCCUUGCACUGCAUGCGUCUGCCAGGAUGGGGCUGCAGUCUGUGCCCCCAAGCCUGGCCUGCCCCAGUGUCGAGGCUGCAGCCACAGCGGGCAGACCUACGGCAACGGGGAGACCUUCUCCCCAGACGCCUGCUCCACCUGCCGCUGCCUGGAAGGAGCCGUGACCUGUACCCAGGGGCCAUGCCCAGGGGGACCCUGCCCGGAGCCGGGAGCGUGCUGCCCACACUGUGAGCCAGGAAGAGACUCAGCUGGUGCUGGGAAAGCUGAGACAGGGGCUCAGGAACCAGCGAGGCCUGGAAAUGCAGCCCUGGAGUCUGGUGCGGGCUGCCCUGAAGGUCACAGGGCCGGGGAAGUGUGGCGACCUGAGCCCUGUGUCACCUGCACCUGCCAGGCAGGGACCGUGCGGUGCCAGGGGCCCUCAUGCCCGGUGCUCGGCUGCCUGGAGAGCUACACCCCGCCCGGGCAGUGCUGCCCUGUCUGCCGGCCAGGUGACCUCCCCGCCCCACCUCAGCCCCAGGGCGUCCGGCACCUAUUCGGGGGCCACGCCUUCCCUCGGGUGCUGUCCACCCUGCUCUCAUCUGACCUGCCUGUCAUCCUGGAAACCCUCCCAGGCUGUGAGUACGAGGGGCAGCUUUAUGAGGAGGGGGCCAACUUCCUGUCUAACUCCGACCCUUGCCUCCAGUGCUCCUGCCUGAGGAGCCUGGUUCACUGCAUGCCCAUGAAGUGCCCGCCCAGCUCCUGCCCUGAGCCAGUCCUGAGGCCUGGCCGCUGCUGCCCGACCUGCCAAGGCUGUGUGGAAGGUGGCUCUCGCUGGGAGCACGGCCAAGAGUGGACUGCACCCAGGGACCCCUGCCAGAUCUGCCGGUGCCUGGAAGGCCAAGUCCAGUGCCGCCAGCGAGAAUGCUCCAGCCUGUGCCCAUACCCUGCCCGGCCCCUCCCGGGCACCUGCUGCCCUGUGUGCGAUGGCUGUUUCCUGAACGGGCGGGAGUACCGCAGCGGGGAGCCCGUGGGCUCUGGGGACGCCUGCGCCGACUGCCGCUGCGCCAACGGGAGUGUCCAGUGUGAGCCUCUGCCCUGCCCGGUCGCGCCCUGCCCACACCCGGGCAGGAUCCCUGGGCAGUGCUGCCCAGUCUGUGCCGGCUGUGAGUACCAGGGACACUACUACGAGAGCCAGGAGACCUUCAGACUCCAAGAGGGUGGCCGCUGCGUCCGCUGCUCCUGCCAGGCCGGCGAGGUCUCUUGUGAGGAGCAGGAGUGCCCCAUCGCCCCCUGCACCCUGCCAGACUCUGGCCCCCAGCUGUGCCCAGCUUGUGUGCUCGAUGGAGAGGAGUUUGCUGAGGGGGUCCAGUGGGAGCCCGACGGUCAGCCCUGCACGGCCUGCUCCUGUCGAGACGGGGUGCCCGUGUGCGGGGCCGUGCUGUGCUCCGCAGCCCCCUGCCAGCACCCCACCCAGACACCCGGUGCCUGCUGCCCCAGCUGCGAGAGCUGCACCUACCGGGGCCAAGUGUACGCCAACGGGCAGAACUUCACGGACGCAGACAGCCCUUGCCACGCCUGCCGCUGCGAGGACGGGACCGUGAGGUGCUCCCUGGUUGACUGCCCGCCCACAACAUGUGCCAGGCCCCAGAGUGGACCCGGCCAGUGCUGCCCCCGGUGCCCAGACUGCACCCUGGAGGAGCAGGUGUUUGUAGACGGCCAGAGCUUCUCCCACCCUCGAGACCCCUGUCAGGAGUGCCGCUGUCAGGACGGCCACGCCCGCUGCCAGCGCCGGGCCUGCCCCAGGGCCCCCUGCACCCACCCGCUGCCCGGGCCCUGCUGCCUGAGUAACUGCAAUGGCUGUGCCUUCGGUGGGAAAGAGUACCCCAACGGAGCCGACUUCCCCCACCCCUCCGACCCCUGCCGCCUGUGUCACUGUCUGAGCGGCAGUGUGCGGUGCCUGGCCCGCCGCUGCCCUCCGCUGCCCUGUGCAGAGCCCGUCCUGCUGCCGGGCGAGUGCUGCCGGCAGUGCCCAGCCUCCCCCUCCGGCUGUCCGCGGCCCGGGGGCUUAGGCGCGGCGCACCACCAGGAGCACUUCUUCCCGCCCGGGGACCCCUGCCGCCGCUGCCUCUGCCUGGACGGCUCCGUGUCCUGCCAGCGGUUGCCUUGCCCGCCCGCGCCCUGCGCCCACCCGCGCCAGGGGCCCUGCUGCCCCUCCUGCGACGGCUGCCUGUACCAGGGGAAGGAGUUCGCCGGCGGGGAGCGCUUCCCUUCGCCCGCCCUGCGGUGCCACGACUGCCUCUGCUGGGAGGGCAGCGUCAGCUGCGAGCUCAGGCCCUGCGCCCCCGCGCGGUGCCCCUUCCCUGCCAGGGGUGGCUGCUGUCCUGCCUGUGACGGCUGUGAGUACCUAGGGGAGUCCUACCUGAGCAGCCAGGAGUUCCCAGACCCCCGAGAGCCCUGCAACCUGUGCACCUGCCUUGGAGGCUUCGUGACCUGCAGCCGCCGGCCCUGUGAGCCUCUGAGCUGCAGCCACCCGCUCACCCCCUCUGGGAGCUGCUGCUCCGCCUGCCAGGGAUGUCUCUAUCAUGGGGUCACUGUGGCCCAUGGAGAGACGCUUCCUGACCCGCUUGACCCCACCUGCUCCCUCUGCACCUGCCAGGACGGCUCCAUGCACUGCCAGAAGAAGCCGUGCCCUGCAGCUCUCUGCCCCCGCCCCUCUCCAGGACCCUGCUUCUGCCCCGUGUGCCGCAGCUGCUUCUCUCAGGGCCGGGAGCAUCAGGAUGGGGAGGAAUUUGAAGGGCCCUCAGGCAGCUGUGAGUGGUGCCGCUGUCAGGCCGGCCAGGUCAGCUGUGAGCGGCUGCGGUGCCCACCCCUGCCCUGCAUGCUCCAGGUCACAGAGCAGGGGGGCUGCUGCCCUCGCUGCAGAGGCUGCCUGGCCCACGGGGAGGAGCGCCCUGAAGGCAGCAGCUGGGCGCCUCCGGACAGCCCCUGCUCCUCCUGCCUGUGUCACGAGGGCGUCGUCACCUGUGCCCGCAUCCAGUGUGUCAUCACCUGUGCCCAUCCCCACCAGGGGCCCGGUGAUUGCUGCCCUCGGUGCUCUGAGUGUGAGCACGGGGGCCGGAAGUACAAGCCCGGAGACAGCUUCCAGCCUGGGGAAGACCCCUGUGAGGUGUGCAUCUGUGAGCUGCAGCCUGAGGGACCUCCCAGCCUGCGCUGUCACCGUCAGCUGUGUCCCAGCCUGGUGGGCUGCCCUGCCAGCCAGCUCCUGCCCCCUGGGCCCCAGCGCUGCUGCCCCAGCUGUGCCCAGGCCUUGAGUAACUGCACAGAGGGUCUUCUGGGGUCUGAGCUGGCCCCGCCGGACCCCUGCUACACCUGCCAGUGCCAGGACCUGACUUGGCUCUGUGUUCACCAAGCUUGUCCUGCGCUCGGCUGUCCCCCAUCAGAGCGCCACACCCACCCUGGGAGCUGCUGCCCCACGUGCCGGGUCCCCUCAGCCCCCACCCAGUCGUGCGCGUACCAGGGCCGACAGGUGGCCUCCGGGGAACGCUGGACCGUAGACACCUGUACCAUUUGCUCCUGCGUGGCCGGCACCGUGCAUUGCCAGAGGCAGCGCUGCUCACCGCUCUCCUGUGGGCCUAACGAGGCCCCCGCCCUGAACCUCGGCAGCUGCUGUCCCCGCUGCCUGCCGAGACCGGCUUCCUGCAUGGCCUUCGGAGACCCCCAUUACCGCACCUUCGACGGCCGCCUGCUGCACUUCCAGGGCAGCUGCAGCUACGUGCUGGCCAAGGACUGCCGUGGAGGGGACUUCAGUGUGCACGUGACCAACAGUGACCGGGGUCGGAGCGGUGUGGCCUGGACCCAGGAGGUGGCGGUGCUGCUGGGAGAGGUGGUCGUGAGGCUGCUGCGAGGCGGGGCAGUCAUGGUGGACGGGCGCCUGGUGGCCUUGCCCUACCUGCGGGAGCCGCUGCUGUACUUGGAGCUGCGGGGACGCACCGUGAUGUUGCACGCGCAGCAAGGGCUCCAGGUGCUGUGGGACGGGCAGUCCCGGGUGGAGGUGAGCGUGCCUGGCUCCUACCGGGGCCGGAUUUGUGGGCUCUGUGGGAACUUCAAUGGCUUUGCCCAGGAUGAUCUGCAGGGCCCUGAGGGGCUGCUCCUACCCACCGAGGCUGCGUUUGGGAAUAGCUGGCAGGUCCCCGAGGGGCCGGGACCUGGUCGGCCCUGUUCCAAGGGCCAUGAGGUGGAUCCUUGCCGAGCAGCAGGCUACCGCGCCAGGCGUGAGGCCAAUGGCCGGUGCGGGGUGCUGAAGUCCUCCCCGUUCAGUCGCUGCCACGCCGUGGUGCCGCCGGAGCCCUUCUUUGCCGCCUGCGUUUACGACCUGUGUGCCUGUGGCCCCGGCUCCUCGGCCGACGCCUGCCUCUGCGAUGUCCUGGAAGCCUAUGCCAGCCGCUGUCGCCAGGCAGGGGUGACACCUGCCUGGCGGGGCCCCACGCUCUGUGCAGUGGGCUGUGCCCUGGAUCGUGGCUUCGUGUUCGACGAGUGUGGUCCGCCCUGCCCGCGCACCUGCUUCAAUCGGCACGUGCCCCUGGGCGAGCUGGCCGCCCGCUGCGUGAGGCCCUGCGUUCCCGGCUGCCAGUGCCCCGCGGGCCUGGUGGAGCACGAGGCCCACUGUAUCCCGCCUGAGGCCUGUCCCCCAGUCCUGCUCACCGGGGACCAGCCUCCCGGCAAUCUGCUCGGCCCCAGCCAGGAGCCCCGGGGGGUGCCCUGAUCCAGGAUGACACCGAGCAGGACUCAUCAGAACAGAAGCCUCUCUGCAGAGGGCAGCUCCCAGGCUGGCCGGAGCUUCUGAGAGAGAGAGUGCCCUGCCAGGCAGCGGGAGCCUGGGCCUGGCGCCUCCCCGAGCCCCGGCCGUGUUGAGUGAGAAGCAGUAAACUCGGGGCCUGUCCCACGGCUGCUGCCUUGUGUGUGUGUGUGUGUGUGCUUCCUCCCGGCGCGGGGAGCCCAAAGUCAGCGUCCCCACUCAGCUCCGGACCUUGCUCACUCCUGUACCUGCCUCCCUGGGCUGCCCCCUGCCACGCCCUGGUGCUGCCCUACUCGGGACCCUCUGCAGGUCCACGAGGAACCCCGCAGGGCCUGGAGUGCUCAGAGAGUGGGCUCAUGCCCACAUGUUUCCCCUUUCUCUCGGUUUAGGGAUGCCAAGGACUCAGGGGGCCCCCGGGCCACUCUGAGCGCUGGUGAUACAGGGACCCUGUGCCUGGGGUGGGGCCCAGGGCCGUGAUGAAGUACAGGCACAUGUGGGUAUAUACACACCCCACACGCAUGUGCACCGGUGUGCAUUAACUGUCACGCCCGCCCCCGGGGGGAGUGUGGGCAGGGCACACACACGCAACUUUAGAAGACAUCCUCGUAGGGGAAAGAACAUAGGUUUUGAAACAGAAAAACUCGGUUUCUGCCCUAACCAGUGUGGCUCGGUUGGUUGGGUGUCAUCCUGCAAAGUGAAGGGUCACCAGUUCGAUCCCUGGUCAGGGCACAGGCCUGGGUUGCGGGUUUGGUCACCCGUCGGGGGGCACGCGGGAGGCAGCGAUCGAUGCUUCUCUCUCCCAUCGAUGUUUGUCUCCCCCUCUUCCUCCCUCCCUUCCCUUCUCUUUAAAAAUAAAUAUUUUUCA